CAGCUGUUUGAUUGCAUUUUAAAACAAGUUGAUGCGCCUGCGUAAGCUUGCUGUAAACAUUAUUCGCCCAACCCAAAAAGGCGGCAACGUCAAGGAACGCCAAAUCAGCACAAGGACACCGAUUUUGUAUGAAAAAUCAAUAAUUACAUAGCUACUGAGACGCACAGCCGGAAGUGCAUUUUUAUGCUUGUAAAGUUAACUGCAGCGAAUAAAAAACUAAUUUUAUUGCAUAGAUGGUACUAAAAAGAUGUAGAUUGUGAAAACACAUAAAUUCAUAUAUUGCUCGAGUACAAAAUGGUUGGUAAAGGCGCGUUGAGCGCAGAUGUGACAACAACAAAGGAACGCCCUGUUUUCAUUCCACCACGAAAACGUCAACAAAACAAAGCCGAGGCUAAAAAGCAAAACUAUGUGGAUCACAUAGUUAAUGUGCAGCAAAACCGAACUAAGCUCUCGCCCUCGAACACAGGUCUCGAGGAAGACUUGCUCAAGACAAAAUUAAUAAUCAAAAAUAAACAGCCACUGCCUCAGCUACCCGGUGAACAGGGUGACACAAUCGCCAGCACCAACUCAGCCAGUUCCACUCAACAGAGCAAUAAAUCAGCACGCUCAGCCAACAAUCUGAAUGAGCUGCAGAAUUUUGAGUCCAUUUCGCAGGGCACCAAGUCCACAUCACAGCGCCAUGAGAGCAGCACCGUAACACCUAGCAGCUGUUGCUAUUCAGAGAGCAGCCUGGAUGCCAAGCUGAGCAAAUCGCAGGACUGUCUCAGUCUGAGCAAUCGUUCAUCGUCGAAGAAGCGAGUUAAUAUACGCACAUCCGACUUGCCACAUGUGCGUAGCGGACGAGCUACACCGGACAUAGCCAACUAUGAGGAUCUGGAGUCGGGCGAAACCAGUGUGCUGAACACCUAUGACCAGAGUCUAGAACGUUAUCAGACACGCAAGUCGGGAGUCGAUGGAAGUAACUAUUUAACUAUGACAGGCACCAUUAAGAGGGGUCGCAAGAAAGGUCAGUCCAUAGAUCUGCAGAUAAACAUCAGCCGGGAGGAACUGGAACAGCUUAAUGCCCAUGCCAUGGCGACUGAGUCGCACAAGGGUCAGAAUCUCUGCUGCACUUGCAGCUGUGGUGUUGGUCUACACAUCUUUCUCAUCUCGCUAAUAUGUUUACCCUUUGUGACUAUCAUUUCGGCUGCUUACUCAUUUUACAUCGGCACUUUGACCUGGUAUAAUAUGUUCAACUACUACUGCGAGGAGAAGUCGUAUUUGCAUAAGAUCUUCGUCACGCCCAUACUCUUUCUGGCCUAUCCAUUGGCUAUUGUCCUCUGCACUUUUGGCCUGGGCUUGUAUUCGGGAUUUAAGCAGUUGAGUCUGCAAUACAGCAGCUGGGUGAAUGACAUAACCGAUAUUGAGAAGGGUUUCUAUGGCUGGUUGUGCGGCUUCUUACACAUGUCCGAUUGCAGUCCCUACGAGGUGGUCAUCCUGACUGAUAUAUGCGUGGCUCCACAGGACCCCCAGCGGUUACACAUUAAUAAGCCCAGGCAGGAAUUAUCCAUGUAAAACCAAAGAAUCGAAAAAAAUGUUAUUAACAAAAAGCAGCGCAAACCGUCAAAUCCAAUAAAAGUUCUGGGUGCAUCCAUAAAUCAAUUUGGGUUAGGUUGUAGUCAUCUAGUUAGCUUUAUCUCUUAACAUAUAUAUGAUUUAUGAUUUUAUUAUAUUUUCUAUAUAUUUAUAUACACAGUAUAAAACAAAUUGAACAGCAAGCACCGCAGUAGCCAACAGCAUAUCGAAAUACUUUUUGUGACGGUUUCGAUUUUCGACCAUAUGUGUGAUAAACGUAAUUAGAAACAUAAAAACAAAAACAUCAGUUACUCAAAUCUAUAUCUAUAUCAACAAAACUAAAACUAAAGUUCGAUGCAUUUAGUUCCAUUUUGGCCAAAUUUGUUCCUUUCAUAGCUUUCUACUGCAAGUACACACAAAUACAUACAUACAAAUACUAUCCAAUUUAUAGAAUCUAGACAUUAAGUUCCUUUUAUUC
This is a messenger RNA of Drosophila arizonae, 2032 nucleotides long. RefSeq lists its product as uncharacterized. The record is from RefSeq and is a predicted model, not a curated record. NCBI's taxonomy places the organism in Eukaryota, Metazoa, Arthropoda, Insecta, Diptera, Drosophilidae.